AAUUAUUAUCAUGCCUAAAUCUCAUUCAUCAUCUUCUUCAGGUUCAUCCUCUUCAAGUGAAGAGAAGAAGAGAGUGAAAGAUUUAAAUUAAAAAAAAUCAAAAAGUCAAAAGUCAAGAGAAAGGUCAAAAGAAAAAUCAAAAGAAAAAAAAACUAAAGAUAAAACCAAGGAAAAGAAAAUUAAAAAUCUUCUCCUUGUUUAGAAUAUUUCAAGGAAUGUCACCUAAGAUAUUUUACACGAGAUAUUCUCAACUUAUGGAAAGCUAACUAAUGUAGAAAUGUAGUUUGAUGAAUAAAAUAAUAUGCUUCCUCUUUUAUUUGCUUUUAUUACAUAUAACGAUGAAGGCGAUGCUUCUUAAGCUACUUAAUAUAUGCAUAGAGCAAUUAUUGAUGGAAAAAAGAUAAAAUGUUAAAGCCUUGGAGUAGAUAGAUAAAAGUAAAAAUAAUAAUUAAAUUAGAUAUUAUACAGAGAAGAUUAAAAAAGAAAGAUUAGAUAAACUUAGAUAAAGAGAAAUCAAAAAGGAAAAAGAUUUAAAAUAAAAGGAAGAAUAUGCUAGAGCGAGGAUUAGAGAAGAUAAAUAAAAAAAUGAAAAUAAAGAUGGUGAAAAAGAUAAAGAAUUAUAAAAAAAGGAUUAAGAAUAAUAAUAAGAUUAAUAAAAAUAAAAGGAUAAAGACAAAGAAAAAGAAAAGGAGAAGGAAAAGGAAAAGGAAAAAGAAAAAGAAAGAGAGAGAAGAGAAAGAGAAAGAGAAAGAGAAAGAGAAAAGGAGAGAGAAAGAGAAAGAGAGAGAGAAAAAGAGAGAGAAAGAGAAGAAAGGGAAAGAGAAAGAGAAAGAGAAAGGGAAAGAGAAAGGGAAAGAGAAAGAGAAAGAGAAAAAGAAAAAAGGGAAAAAGAAAAAGAAAAAGAGAGAGAAAGAGAAAGAGAAAAACAAAGGCAAAAAGAAAAGAGAGAAAAGGAAAAAUAAGAAAGGAUUGAACGAGAAAAAAAGAAGAAAUAGCAUUCAUCAAGAAGAAGAUCAUCAGAUAGGCAUCACAAAAGAUCAAGUUCAAGAAAAAGACAUUCAAAAAGAAGAUAUAGAAAAAGGUCAAAAACUCCUGUAAAAAUUAAGAACUAUUAUAUUAGAAAAAAAAAUAAAAUAGGAGGGAAAGUACUUCAAGUUCAUCAUCUGAUUCUUCAUCCUCUUCAUCUUCAAGUGGAAGUUCUAGUAGCAGUAGCAGCAGUGGAUCCUCAUCUUCUUCACAAUCAGAUGAUUAAAAAUAAACAAACUAAAACUAGAAGAAGACAUCUUCAAGUAGUUCUUCAAGUGACUCAGAUAGUUCAUCAUGAUUAUUAGAUUAUUAUUUUAUAGUGUGAAAUAAAUGCAAUUA
Messenger RNA from Paramecium sonneborni, 1365 nucleotides. The record is from the annotation of a GenBank genome assembly. Lineage: Eukaryota; Ciliophora; Oligohymenophorea; Peniculida; Parameciidae.